Molecule: messenger RNA, 2882 nt
Organism: Pongo pygmaeus (Bornean orangutan)
Lineage: Eukaryota; Metazoa; Chordata; Mammalia; Primates; Hominidae
Gene: GNPDA1
Product: glucosamine-6-phosphate deaminase 1
Exons: 8
Coding region: 662-1531 (289 amino acids)
Biological process (GO): N-acetylneuraminate catabolic process; carbohydrate metabolic process; N-acetylglucosamine catabolic process
Cellular component (GO): cytoplasm
Molecular function (GO): identical protein binding; glucosamine-6-phosphate deaminase activity
Source: RefSeq, a predicted model, not a curated record
GCGCGGGGCCGGGCCGCCGGCGCAGUCGCUGCAGUCGCCGCGGGAGGCGUCCGUGUAAGUGGUAGCAGGACUGGCGGGGACCUUCCUCGCGGGCCGGAGCGCGGAGCGCUGCCCCAGCCCUACGGCCCUCGGGGUCGGGACCCCGGGGAGCCGCCCUCACACAUUUUCCAGGCGGGAUCGGAGGGGCAAUGGGGUGGGGGACACGCUGUACCCUACCGACGACCGCGCGGGCCACCUUCGCCUCUUUCCUUCACACUCCCACUAACCGCAGUGCUGGGGGAGCAAAAUGUCCUCCUUCUGGAGCGAUUACCUUUUCCCUUUUGUGCUUUGGGGGAAACUGAGGACCCAGAGGGGUUCGCAAAGCAAGGCGGACCAGUAGGAAGACCCCUCCGCUAGUCCAGAGAGAGCACACAGCUCCCCAGGCAGAGCUCAUUGCCCCAUCUGCUCUAGUGGCCCAGCAUGAUCCCAUGACCUCUCUACUUCUUGAGGAAGAGUCGUGGGGUAGAGGGCGGGGAGGGGGUAGGGUAUCCCGUUCCCGUUGGGGCAGGGAUGAGGGAGGCGGGGCUGAGCCGAGCAUCUAUCUGGAUGGUAACAGCCAACGUGGAGGAAACGGCUCAGAGAGAACUUAGGUCCUUUGACCGAGGUCCUGCAGUUGGACAAGAUGAAGCUCAUCAUCCUGGAGCACUAUUCUCAGGCCAGCGAGUGGGCGGCUAAAUACAUCAGGAACCGCAUCAUCCAGUUUAACCCAGGGCCAGAGAAGUACUUCACCCUGGGGCUCCCCACUGGGAGUACCCCACUUGGCUGCUACAAGAAGCUGAUUGAAUACUAUAAGAAUGGGGACCUGUCCUUUAAAUAUGUGAAGACCUUCAACAUGGAUGAGUACGUGGGCCUUCCUCGAGACCACCCGGAGAGUUACCACUCCUUCAUGUGGAACAACUUCUUCAAGCACAUUGACAUCCACCCAGAAAACACCCACAUUCUGGAUGGGAAUGCAGUCGACCUACAGGCAGAAUGUGAUGCCUUUGAAGAGAAGAUCAAGGCUGCAGGUGGGAUCGAGCUAUUUGUUGGAGGCAUCGGCCCUGAUGGACACAUUGCCUUCAAUGAGCCAGGCUCCAGUCUGGUGUCCAGGACCCGUGUGAAGACGCUGGCCAUGGAUACCAUCCUGGCCAAUGCUAGGUUCUUCGAUGGAGAACUCACCAAGGUGCCCACCAUGGCCUUGACGGUGGGGGUGGGCACUGUCAUGGAUGCUAGAGAGGUGAUGAUCCUCAUCACAGGUGCUCACAAGGCAUUUGCUCUGUACAAGGCCAUCGAGGAGGGAGUGAACCACAUGUGGACCGUGUCUGCCUUCCAGCAGCAUCCCCGCACCGUGUUUGUGUGUGACGAGGAUGCCACCUUGGAGCUGAAAGUGAAGACUGUCAAGUAUUUCAAAGGUUUAAUGCUUGUUCAUAACAAGUUGGUGGACCCCUUGUACAGUAUCAAAGAGAAAGAAACUGAGAAAAGCCAAUCUUCGAAGAAACCAUACAGCGAUUAGCCUGUGCUGGGACCUAGUGUCAAGUACCCAUAGGGAAAGGCAGGUCUUUCUGGAAAUUGUCUUUAGAAGAAAGAAUUGUAUUUCUUUAAUCUAGUAUGGUUACUCCAGAUAAGUGGGUGAACUUAUUGUUCUUGGCCAUGAGGCUGGGAGCCUAGUCACGGAGUUUAGCUAUAGGGAGAAUGUUUGUAACUUAAUCAGAAAAAAAAUCUCUGCAAAAUGUACUCCAUCAUUUUGAUGUCUGCCAAACCGAGGUUGGGAGUUUUAAACUUUUUGUUCUGCUUCAGCCAUGGUUCACAUGUAUGACACACUCCCGUCAGGAAUUUCUCUCCUUACAUGCACUGAUUUUCAAGUCGGAGGGAAUUAGGGGCUUGUGUAUAUUGGACACCACCUCUUUGAAGAGUCUUGAGAGUCCUUCUUGCACAGGCCUGCCCCUUGGUUGAGAACCAUUGUUCCAGGUUAAGGCACAAACUCUCAAUAUCUAAAAUAAGUGCAAGAAAGCAGUCUCUUUGGUCAGUAACAAGUGCAAUGGAAAGAAAACGAUCCCUUCCUUCUUCCACUUUCACAGCUUUUCUCUGAACUAGGAGAACCUGGGGGUGGAUUUGGGUGGGUGGGGCCAAAGAGGAGGUUUCUACUGAUAAACCCAGAGCCUCAAGGGGCCAUGUCAAACUUCUCUCCCUCAGGGACUCUCCAGCACCAAAAGGCAGAAGGUGGAAGUCGUUUUCCCCCCAGAGCCCUGUGUUUUUGUGAAAUGCCUCACUGUGGCUCCUCUGUUUUACAUACUCAUUAGUAAGUGGGAGGUCCACUGGGGCAACAGACACUGCCACAAUUUCAAUAUUGUGUUCAGCCAAGGGGACAGUCUGGGCAGGCAGCUUAAGUGUGAGUUUAGUCACAACUCCUGAGUGUCCCGUUCUCCUGCUUCCCUAGGAGGUGAGUGCCAGGAAAAUACAUCAAAUGCUUCUAGUAUUGUUUCCCCACUUAAAAUAGUCCUGCUUAAAUUCACAUGGUGUGGUCUGAUGUUCUGAGAACAUCAGGAAAUACAGCCCUUUUGCCCAUUUAUCCUUCUCCCCGGAUCCCAAGGUAGUCUGUUGCUCUGGCUUCCUUUCAUUGUCUUAGGCCUUCAUGGAGUGGAUGUUGCCUCCUCCUCGCUGUUUUUGUGCCUGUUUGAAGCUACUGCUGCCUCCAUUUCUGGGAAAGACCUUUGAGAGCCUAGCUCAGGCCUAAGGGCUAUGUUUGGUACCAGUGUUUUGUCUUUAGCUUUUCUAUGUGAUUGUGCCGUCAUUCUGUUUUAAGCUCAUGGAUCAAUGGAUUUGUUUACAAUGUGAUAUUUUCUAUUAAAUCUAGUAUUUUCAAA